AUGGAAGUAAACCGUCUUGCUGCUGAUAAGACAGCUGCAGCGUGCCAAAAAGUUGCUAUGCCAGAUGGAUUUAAGACCUGUGAUACAGACACUUACCCCUUUGAUGAUCCUUCUUCUGGUAUAGAUGAGGCUACUGGACUGCUGACCCUGGACACAGCAGGGAAUAAUGAGAUCACUGCAAGCUAUGAAGGGUUUGUAAAUUCAUCCCCGGCUGACUUGAAUGUUGGGCAAUCAGAUACCUCUGCUGUUAGUCCAUCCCAGGCUCCCCGUGCCGCUAAUAAUUUCCCCGGAGAUUCCCAGGUGAUGGAAUGGUUUUCCCCAGUGUCGAGCGACCAUAACUAA
Molecule: messenger RNA, 342 nt
Organism: Aspergillus vadensis CBS 113365
Lineage: Eukaryota; Fungi; Ascomycota; Eurotiomycetes; Eurotiales; Aspergillaceae
Exons: 1
Coding region: 1-342 (113 amino acids)
Source: RefSeq, a predicted model, not a curated record